AUGAAAAGUUCUUUUCUUCACGAAAAAGAAGUUAUUGGAGCUAAUUAUGAAGGAGAAAUUAAGUUAGGAGCAUAUCAUGAUGGUCUUUAUAUCUACGUUAACAAUGUUGAUCAAGUCUAUGCUUUUAAUUCGAUUAAUUUAUCAAAAAUAACAUUUGAGCCACCUGACAAAUCAAUUCAAUCAUCAGUUACAGCAGUUGCAUUAUCACCUUCCCAUGACUAUGUUGUUGUUGGUUUUCUCGACGGAUCAAUUCAAUCGUACGAAUAUCCAAAUCCGAAACCCCAGAAAGUUAUUUCUAAAUCUCGUGGAGCUGUAAUACUCAGCAUAGCAUUUAUUCGCGAAAAUACUAUUGUUUUUAUGGAUUCGACUCAAAAUAUUUUCCAAUAUGAAUUAUCCAAGUCAAUGAAAUCAUUAUUUGCCAAAGAUAAGCAUGUCUGUAAAUUGUCCUCAUCCGGUUUAUCAGUGGUUGCGCCCCCAGUUUACAGAUAUCGCCCUCCAACUCAAAAUUCAAAACAAUCAUGUUAUUCAAUAUGCCCCAAAUUCGAUAGUACGUUCCUCGUUCUACUUGCUGAAGCCACGAAGAUGCUUCAAGUCACAGAAGAUAUCUCUAUUAUUAAUGAUUUCAAAGAAUAUUCUUCCGCUUUCGUAGAUUUCAUCAUUGAAGACGAAAAUACACUCAAAAUUGCCAUAUUCUCGAAUAACAAAGCCUCAUUACUCAGAUUUACCCGCGGAAGUACACCAGAAGUCCUCAAAUCAAUUGAUAUCGAAAUUUCACCUUUACAAGUUGCCUUCCUUACAGAAUCCAUCCUUUCCAUUACAUACGGAGAUGGCAUGUGCAAGUUUGUAAGCUUCCAGGAUGGCUCAGUCACUGAAACUACGAUUCCUCACAACGGAUUUACGAUUUCUCUUGAAGGAAGUGGUGGUUUCGUGUCUUUCAAUGAUGGUAAAAUGUAUAAAUACUCAUUGCCAUCGUUCAUUGACAAGUUUGACGACAUAAUGAACAAUGAUAACUUCGAAGAAGGGAAAAACCUUUGUGCGGCCGCGAUAAAAGGUGAUAGCUAUGCAUGUAUCGGUCUUCCGACCAAUUAUUACCAGCGAGAAUUGUUUGUUCAGACGAAAUUCAUGGAAUUCUUCACGAAUUACAUGUCAAGUGAGCUUUUUAAGGCCAAGGACUUCGACGGAUUGUUCAAUGAAUGCGUGAAAACAGCAAUUGACAUGAAUUCGACUGAAUGGAUCACUUCAAAAUUAUUAAAAAUAUUAUCUGACGAAGACAAGCUUCCUAUCUAUUUUAAGAAGAUCCUUUCGCUUGAUCCUGAUGCAACGAAGUUCUUUUACACCAAAGAAUUCUUUGAAUCUCUGAUUUCAAAUUAUAAUGAACCAGAUAUUUAUUCUUUCAUUGAAAAACUUGAUAGUUCUGUCGCUACUCCAGCUCUUGUCAUCAAACAUGCCAUCGAUCAUCAGAAAUUCGAUGUUGCAGCCACUUAUUAUAUUAAUUCUUUGAAAGACAUCGUUUCUGCAUUGACUGUCUACUACAACAGCGAACUAUAUGACAGGAUAGUUAAGAUUAUCGAUGAAUGCGUGCCAGAAAACAAAGGAAACUUCAGUAUUAAAAUUAUUUCUUGGUUAUUCCAAUAUAACAAGGGACAAAACAAGUUCGAAAGGCUUCCAAAGCUUAUAAACAAGCUUGGAAAUGAUAUUUCGUAUAUCAAAUCCAUUGGAAUUUUCAUCAAAAAAGAAAAUCUUCCAUUUUCUUAUGAUAUCUUCUUUAAUUCAUUAAUUGCAAUAGUAUCAAUGGAGAAACUGGGCUACAAACAUGAACUUUUCAACUAUGUUGUUGAAUUAUUCCUUGAAAAAGAAGUAAAAUUAUCUCAAAUGUCCCUAAGUUUCCUUUUAGGCAGUAUAUUCUCUUCAGAAUAUUCUACAGCUAAGAAACGUGAAGAAAUAUUGAUCAAAAUGAUAGAAAGAAAGUUAUUGGACAAUAUUGGUUCCGAAUUCAUGGAUUUAUGCGAUAGUUUCGAGUAUUCAACAGCUAAAGGACUAUUAAUGAUGAAAGGAAAGAGGUAUGAUACCAUUAUUUCGGAUAUGUUGAAGAAUUCUCCAGAUAAUGUUUUUGAUUUCAUGGAAAAAAUGCUUACACAAGAUAGUGAAUGCUCGCCAAGUAUUAAGAAGGCCCUAGAAACAUUAACUGACCAACUAAUGGCCAUUGACAUCCAGAAAUUCUUUAAUUUUGUUGCGAAAUUUUAUCCUGACAUUGUUCCAACAAUUCCAACGCUUGCUCAUGAGAACUUAUUAAUUAAUGCUUACAUAAGAUUGGUUUACAAUGACGAGAGAACCAAAGAAACCAAUUUUGCAAACGAAUACAAGAAAUCCUUUGUUGAAUUCAUAUGUAACUAUUAUCCAGAUGAAGUUUUACCAUAUAUUAGGAACCAGGAUGAGAAUUUAUUCAUGGAUUUCUUAACUCCUAUCAAAGAAAAUAAUAUUUUGGACACUUUGGUUUAUAUUCAGUUCGCUCUUGGUCAGACAAGUGAUUUUGCAGAGCAACUCAUGGUAUUCCUUGGCGAAACAAUAGCAAAUACAAUAAAUGAAAAAAUACCAAACGAAAUUACUGAAAAAUCCACUUUGUUUGUAAGCGAAAUGGCCAAGAAAUUAGUUGCAAGAGAGGCUUCUGCACCAACAACCAAAGAAUUGCUUUCAAAUUUGAUAAAAGAUACAGUUAUUGCAAUUUUCGUUUGUUACAAGAUGGAUCAAGAGAAAAGAAGCAUCAAAGUUGUUCCUUUCAGACGUCUCCUUCAAUCUUUAUCCGUAAUUUCAUCGAAUUCUAUCAAAUUCGACGAACUCCUUAAAUUCCUUAUGACAGAAUGCGGUGAACUUGAACUUGGUGACACGAGAACCACAAUUAUGAACGUAAUUAAUGAUUAUCAGUAUGAUGUUGAUUCAGAUAAAACUCUUGGCGAAUUAUUCUGGAACGAUAUGCUUAAAUCAUACGAAGACUACAUAACAUUGAACAUUACAGGCAUCCAAGUCCAUUCCGCUGUUUGUGGAACCUGCAAAUCAAGACUUUCUAACGCAAACGGUUAUCAGAUCAGAAUUUUCCCAUGUGGCCAUUGUUUCCAUGACAAUCCACAGUGUUUGAGGAAUAACCAGUGUCCAAUUUGCCAAAGAGAAGAAAUUUACGGCGAAACUACCGCAAACGUUAAAUCUCAUGACUCAGACCAGGACAGAGUCAUCAAGAGAAGAAUCAACAGGUUCGAAUAUGAUAUUCACGCUCUUCCUACUGUUGGAGAAAUUAUUUGUGACGAUUCACAAGUUGCUCAGGAACUUGUUAACCUUCCAACAACAAACACUGUUCCAACAAUUUAA
This is a messenger RNA of Trichomonas vaginalis G3, 3360 nucleotides long. RefSeq names its product VPS8 subunit of corvet complex family. The coding region runs from base 1 to 3360 and encodes 1119 amino acids. Gene Ontology annotation, biological process: protein targeting to vacuole; endosomal vesicle fusion. The transcript has a single exon. Gene Ontology annotation, cellular component: HOPS complex; late endosome. NCBI's taxonomy places the organism in Eukaryota, Parabasalia, Trichomonadida, Trichomonadidae. Gene Ontology annotation, molecular function: protein binding. The record is from RefSeq and is a predicted model, not a curated record.